Molecule: messenger RNA, 3888 nt
Organism: Sporothrix schenckii 1099-18
Lineage: Eukaryota; Fungi; Ascomycota; Sordariomycetes; Ophiostomatales; Ophiostomataceae
Product: antiviral helicase SKI2
Exons: 3
Coding region: 1-3888 (1295 amino acids)
Biological process (GO): nuclear-transcribed mRNA catabolic process, 3'-5' exonucleolytic nonsense-mediated decay
Cellular component (GO): Ski complex
Molecular function (GO): RNA helicase activity; ATP binding; RNA binding
Source: RefSeq, a predicted model, not a curated record
AUGGAGACCAUUCAUUGUCGAGCCGAGGACGAAGAAUUUAAAAGCAUAGACAAUGUUUUGUUUACGCGUCGACCUAAGCGGCGUCGAGCAUUGAGCUCGGCAGAACGAAAGAAACAGCUAGAAACUGCUUUUCUACAACCGCCAAAAGAAAUCCCAGAGAAGCUUGUUGAACGAACCCAACAGCGCUGGGACCUGGAAGUGGACAAAUCGCUCCUGUUCGAAAUCGACGCUCCCGACAUCGGUACCCAGACACUCUUUUACCGAGGAGGCAGGAACUUCCAAAUCAUCGCCUACGAAGAGGUCGCAGCGCCCAGGGAUAUAGGCGGUGAUAACCAGGACAUCAACCCUAACGCUGCACUCUCGAUUGGCAGCGGCAGUGCCAACGGCGCUGGUGCCGAUGCCGAAGAGCAAUGGCUUCAAAAAUCCAUUCUUGCCAGGGAAAGCACCAGGACCGAUGCGUCUGGGUUGCAGAGGAUCGUUCAGGCAGGCUCAGGUGGCCUCCUAGCCGUGGCACCGGGGCUCCAGCGCGGCAUCCGGUUCUCGGACGAGCGGCCAAGGCCGAAGCCAAAACCCGGAAAGAUGCCUAUACACGACGCAGACACGACGAAGGAGAUUGAAGGUGAUCUUGAGCGAUCUUCAGUGGAGGAUGAUGCAGCCGCUAUUGAGACUGGAGCCGCCGACGGAUCAAACAACACGACACGGGCCGAAAAUAAUGUUGAUGACAAGGACGUUGACGGUGACGCCGACGAAAGUAUUGCUCGGUUUGAUGCCGAUGUGGACGAGCUCUUGCCUGUCGAAUUUCCUUCCUUGCAAACAAGCGAGCCACUUGGCUCUAUGGUGGCAAAGAAAUCCCGCAGGGAAUGGGCUCAUAUGGUCGAUCUCGAGGCCGAAUCGUCGAAUUUCCGCAGCCUCAUUCCUGGCCAGAUGGCACGCGAGUGGCCGUUUGAGCUGGAUCCGUUCCAGAAAGAGGCAAUCUACCAUCUCGAGUCUGGCGAUUCUGUUUUCGUGGCCGCGCAUACGUCUGCGGGCAAAACAGUCGUUGCCGAAUAUGCCAUCGCCCUGGCUCAGAAGCACCAGACAAAGGCCAUCUACACGUCCCCGAUCAAGGCUCUGAGCAAUCAAAAGUUCCGAGACUUCAAGACCAUAUUCGACGAUGUGGGCAUCUUAACUGGCGAUGUGCAGAUCAACCAAGAAGCUAAAUGUCUCAUCAUGACAACGGAAAUUUUGCGCAGCAAACUUUACAGCCAGUCCGAUCUGCUACGGGAGGUGGAGUUUGUUAUUUUCGACGAGGUACACUACGUGAGUGACUCGGAACGUGGUGUGGUGUGGGAAGAGGUCAUCAUCAUGCUUCCGGAGCAGGUGUCGCUCAUCUUGCUGUCCGCCACCGUGCCGAACACGUAUGAGUUUGCUUCUUGGGUCGGUCGCACCAAGAAACGAGACGUGUAUGUCAUCAACACCCCAAAGCGGCCAGUACCCCUCGAGCACUACCUAUGGAGCGGGAAAACGAUCCAAAAAAUUGUUGAUUCCGACAGGAAAUGGGUAGAAAAGGGCUAUCGGGAGGCAAAGAUGAUUGCCUCCGGAGAGACAACGACAGGUGGCGGUGGCAGUACCGGCGGUGGAAGCAGUUCGGCCCGUGGCAUCCCUAUACGUGGCGGAAACAGCCAGCAACGGGGAGGCAGCGGCCGUGGGGGAGGCGGCCGUGGCGGCCGCGGCGGAAAUGCACGAGGCGGUGGCAACGGCCCCCCUCGAGCGUCACACAAUCCUGGACAUAUGGGCCGCGCCGGCCGGGCCACUGGCGGUUCCUCCAUCGCGCAGGAAAAAACUCUAUGGCUUGACGUUGUCCGGUACCUACGCAAGGCGUCACUGCUGCCGGCCUGUAUAUUUGUCUUCUCCCGAACACGAUGCGAAGAAUACGCCAUGUCGCUCAGCAACCUGGACUUUUGCGACGCGGGGGAAAAGACACGUAUUCACUCAAUCUACGCCAAGUCCAUUGCGCGUCUGACCAAAGAAGACCAGGAGCUGCCACAGAUUACGCGCCUGCGCGACAUGGCCACACGGGGCAUUGCCGUCCACCAUGGCGGCCUUCUGCCCAUUGUGAAGGAGAUUGUGGAGCUGUUGUUUGCCCAGUCGCUGGUCAAGGUUCUCUUUGCUACCGAAACCUUUGCUGUUGGCCUGAACUUGCCCACACGCACGGUUGUGUUCUCCGACCACCGCAAAUUUGACGGUACGAGGCGCCGCAUACUCUCGCCUGGCGAGUACACGCAGAUGGCCGGCCGGGCAGGUCGCCGCGGCCUCGACACUGUGGGCACCGCGAUCAUCGUAUCGACCAGCGAAAACCGCGACAUUCCUGCGGCCGAGACACUCAAAGGAUUGAUUCUGGGUCAACCCACACGCCUUACGUCGCAGUUUCGCUUGACGUAUAACAUGAUCCUCAGCCUCCACCGUGUCGAGACACUCAAGGUCGAGGACAUGAUGAAGCGCUCCUUCUCCGAGCAUGCGACCCAAAAUGGUCGCUCCGAGGACGAGGAGCAGAUUCGGCUGUUGGAGAAGGACCUUGCGGCACAGGUUCAGUCGCGGGAGGUUUGUGAAGCAUGUGGGAACACGAUGGGUUCCUGCCAUCUCGCAGCAGAAACGUAUCGGCAGGACACAGCACAAAUGUACCAGAAGCUGCUCAAGACUCCUGUCAUUGGGCCAUCCGUCUUUUGCCAGGGCCGCGUUGCCGUGUUUGUCAACGAACAGGGCGUGCAUGCCAUCGGCGUCAUCACAGACGGCCUGUCAACACUGGCGAUGGAAAGUGAAACACCAUCCGUGGGCAUGGCUGAGGUUGUGCCCCCAAGAAUGGCCCCUGAUGAAACAGACAAGCUGUCUUUCGUCCCUCCCCUCCGGGGAUAUUGGCGGCCGGCCGUUGCUCCGGGUGCUUCCAAGCUGCGAAUGCGCAGAGUGCAGGUACCAUUGGGCAAAAUUGAGCAUCUCUCGCAUCACGUGGUAUCCAUUGGACGGCGGCCCGACGAGCUUCUGACAGACAUCGAGGCCCAGCUUACUGGCUUGGACUUAUCAUGGUCUUCUGCUGUGUGGGACGAGGUCAGCCUUGAAAAGGUUCGGGACGUUGACGUGGUUUGGUACAUGGAUGACCGUGUGGCCAAGGCAAGGGCGGUUGCUGAGUCUCCUGCGCUCGACUGUCCUAACUUUGUUGAGCAUUAUGCAGCGCGCCAUGACGAGUGGCUGAUCCGGGACAAGCUCGCAGACAUGCGGAGAGCCGUGGACGACUCGAAUCUCGCUUUGCUGCCCGAAUAUCAGAGCCGCAUAGCGGUUUUAAAGCACCUUGGCUUUGUCAACGACAGCUCCGUCGUCCUCCUCAAAGGCCGUGUGGCGUGUGAGAUUCGCACAGCAGAUGAACUGGUCCUCACCGAGGUGAUCCUGAACAACCUGCUUGCCGGGUUGGAGCCAGCGGAGAUUGCUGCGCUGCUCUCCAUCUUCGUGUACCAAGGCAAAGACGACCAAGAACUCGAGACUGCGCCGUUCAUCUCAAACGGCCUCACAAAAAGCCUGUCAGAAGUGUAUCGCAUUUGGAAGGACGUCAUCCGCACCCAGGAGCAGCUCCACGUCAUCUCUGCCGGUGACGAUUCAGAACGGUCGUCAAAGCUACACUUUGGCCUUAUGGAGGUCGUAUACGAGUGGGCGAGCGGCAGCCCCUUCAAGACAAUCGCCGGCAUGACAGCAGAGCAGGAGGGCACCAUUGUCCGCACGAUCACGCGCCUGGAAGAGACAAGCCGCGAGGUUAGAAACAUUGGACGGAUUGUCGGCGACACAACACUGGAGACGAAGAUGAAUGGUGUCAAGGAAUCCAUCAUGAGGAACAUUACAACGGUUCCUAGUUUGUAUCUGUAG